AUGCCGCUGCACGAGUCCAAACUCUCGGCGCUCCUUCACAUCCACAAGUCCGGCUACUUUCACUGUGAUGUGAAGCCCCACAACGUGUUGCUAGUCGGCCAAGACGAGAAGCUCGCCGAUUUUGGGAGCUGCUGCAAGAGCUUCAACGAAAAUAGUAGCUGCAAUGAUCAGGGGCGCGGUUAUGUAUGCGACCCCAGAGUCGAUAGCCCAGCAGAAGUACGUGCCCGAUUCGAAUGUUUGGGCGCCUUGGGCUGCUCGAUUCUACACAUGCUCACCGGAAAACCACCAUGGACUUUCGAUACCAAAGCCCACCCAAAGGAUGUUCUCUUCAAGAUUGGGUGCAGUGACCAGAUUCCCCGGAUUCCGACAAACAACAUAAUAUCCAAAGAGGCUAAAGACUUUCUCACAAAGUGUUUGGUGAAGGAUCCAACGGCCAGGUGGAAACCCGAUAUGCUUCUCGACCAGCCUUUUGUCAACAAGGUCGAUGCCGAAAAAUACCAUCAUCAUCAUCAUCAUCACCACAGAUUGUCUCAUGUCAUUCAAUCUAGUGCCUCAUUUUUUUCACCACCCAAAAGUGUAGGCCUGCUGAUUACAUUUUCAGGCUACUAUCCAUGUAUAUAUGCUUCAUGA
Messenger RNA from Striga hermonthica, 630 nucleotides. The record is from the annotation of a GenBank genome assembly. Lineage: Eukaryota; Viridiplantae; Streptophyta; Magnoliopsida; Lamiales; Orobanchaceae.